AUGGAUGACAGACGCAAAGGUUGUGGUAGACCCAAAACUCAGAACUCAGAUUCAGAACCACCAAGUGGUAGUGAAGGUUUUCAAUGGCCUCAGUUUCUGCAACAGGUGCAGCAACAACAUAACCAAUUCAUGCAUCAGAUGAUGCAACAUUUGAAUGGGGGUCUUCAUUCUCAAGGGAUUCCACAAGAAGCUGCAGGUGGUAGUUUCAUAGAUUUCUUUCGCAUGAAUCCUUCUGAGUUUCAUGGUGGAUUAAAUCUUGUGAAGGCUCAUGAGUGGGUAACCAACAUGGAGAGGAUUUUCCAAAUAAUGCAUUGUAAUGAAGAGAAUAAAGUUGUGUUUGCUUCUCACAUGAUGAGGGUCCUGCUCUCUUUGAGAACUCAGAAAGAAUUUGAGUUUCAGCAGCUUAGACAUGGUACUAUGUCAGUAUCUAUGUAUGCUGAAAAGCUUGAAGAUAUGGCUGCUUAUUCAAGACAUGCCAUUUAUGCACCAGAUGAGAAGUGGAAAAUCAAUCAGUUCCUUUUUGGUUUAAGAGGUGAAAUUUCUCAUAGUAUUUCUCAGAGAGAAUUCACUACUUAUGCUGAAUUGCUAAGGCAAUGCUAUGUGACUGAGAACAGUUUGAAGAAGGUUCAGGAAGAAAGAGAUAAAUAUAGGAUUAGACAUAAGGACCAUGGAAGGUCAGAGGGACACGUGGCUAAGGAUUGUCCUCAGAAUAAGAAUCAGAUACAAGAGAGGAACAUCAGUCGAGUUUAUACUUUGGAUGCAAGGAAGGCUAAGAGCAACAAUGCUUUGAUUGUUGUGUAUGAAACGUAUUGGCUUGCAAGAAAUUCCUUUGUAUCCUCCAAUGGUGGUUAUAUCGGCAUGGAUGAUGUGGUUGAGACACCGUUAAUUUGUGAAAAUUGUUCGCUUUCGGUGAAUGGUAAAAUUUUCCAGAUUGAUCUUAUUUGUUUACCACUUAAGAAGGUUGAUGUGGUUUUGGGGAUGGAUUGGCUUUCCGCUAAUUCGGUGUUUAUCGAAUGUGAAGAAAAGUUAAUCAUUAUUCCAUCUAGUGAAUCUACUCCAAAGGAUGUAUUAACUACUAUCUUGGAAGAAGUUUUCUCUGAGGAUGUCACUUCUCUUCCUCCUGAAAAGGAAGUGGAAUUCUCUAUUGAUCUGAUACGUGGGAUGACUCCAAUAUCUUUGAAUAAAUUCACCAUUAAGAACAAGUACCCCUUGCCAAGGAUAGAUGAUUUGCUAGAUCAGUUGAAAGGAGCCUGUGUGUUCUCAAAGAUUGAUUUACGGUUGAGCUAUCAUCAAAUUAGAGUUAAGAAUUCGGAUGUACCAAAGACCGCAUUCAAAACCCGAUAUGGCCAUUGUGAGUUUCUUGUAAUGCCUUUUGGCAUGACGAAUUCCCCUGUUGUUUUCAUGGACUAUAUGAAUCGAAUAUUUCAACCUUACUUGGACCAGUUCAUGGUGAUCUUUAUCGAUGACAUUCUUAUUUAUUCUCGUACUCCACAAGAGCACGGAGAACAUCUAAGGAAUGUUCUGUCAGUACUGCAGGAGAAGCAACUUUUUGCCAAGUUAAGUUACUAUCGAAGAUUUAUUAAAGGAUUUUCUCAGUUAGCUUUACCAAUGACUAGACUUACUCGAAAGGAAAUUUAUUUUAAAUGGGAUUCGAAGUGUGAACAAAGUUUCAUGAGUUUGAAGGAAAGAAUAACAACUGCUCCUGUUUUAAUCAUCCAUGAUCAUAGUAAGUCUUAUGAAUUGAAGACUCAUGAAGAGAAUUAUCCAACUCAUGAUCUUGAAUUAGCCGCUGUUGUUUUUACAUUGAAUGUGUGGCGACAUUACUUGUAUGGAGUACGUUUUGAGAUGUUUAACAACCAUAAGAGUUUGAAAUACUUGUUUGACCAGAAAGAUUUGAACAUGAGACAAAGGAGAUGGAUGGAGUAUUUAAAAUAUUUUGAUUUUGAGCUUAAGUAUCACCCAGGGAAAGCAAAUAAGGUUGCAGAUGCCUUAAGUCGGAAAGAGAUGCAUAAAGCUGAGUUGAUGGUGUUAGAGUAUGCAUUGUUGAAAAAGUUCCAAGAUCUUAACCUUCGGUUUGAUUGGACGCAAAAUGGUGUGAUAAUGAGAAAUUUGAAUGUUACUUCUAGCCUAAAGGAAACAAUCCAGCAAGGACAAAUGAUAGAUGAGAAGUUGUAA
Messenger RNA from Lathyrus oleraceus (garden pea), 2175 nucleotides. RefSeq lists its product as uncharacterized. The record is from RefSeq and is a predicted model, not a curated record. The transcript is spliced from 8 exons. Lineage: Eukaryota; Viridiplantae; Streptophyta; Magnoliopsida; Fabales; Fabaceae. Bases 1 to 2175 code for a protein of 724 amino acids.